AUGAACUACUCCAGUACAGAGCCAACGGUUAUAGAUGAAGAUCUACUAUCUAAGGGAGUAGAUCAGCAGCUACCCGCCGAGAUCUCAGUUCUUACAAAAGAGGAAGGAAUUGAUCCUGAAGACGUCACUAGUCUGCAAUUGGACUACAAGAACAUUUUGAAGAUUGACAAUCUAUGGCGGUUCAAAAACCUCACCAAGUUGCAGCUAGACAAUAAUAUUAUAGAAAAGAUAGAGAAUCUCGGGUUUCUUAAGAACUUGACGUGGUUGGACUUGUCAUUCAACAACAUUGCUGUUAUUGAAGGCCUAGAAGAACUCACGAAACUAACGGACUUGACACUCUACAACAACCGCAUUACCGAAGUGAAGGGAUUGGAUACACUGACACAGUUGAAUGUCUUGUCGUUGGGAAACAAUGCAAUAUCUGGAGUUGAUGCUAUCGAAUACCUACGACGAUUUGAAAACCUUCGAGUACUUAAUCUUGCUGGAAACCCAUUGUGCAAGAUACAAGAUUACCGACCGUAUAUUCUCGCGAGGUUACGGAACUUGAGGUAUCUGGAUUACAGACUUGCUGAUGAGGAACAGAUGAAGGAAGCUCGAAGCAAGUACAUGGACAACAUAAUCGCAAUGGAAGAAGAAGAACGUAUUGCAACUGAAAAGAAGCUUAUUGCUACCAAGUCGCAACAAGAGGGAGCCAAGUUUGCUGAAGCCCACAUUCCAGGCUUUGACAAACUAUUCGACUCGAUCUUCAACGAGGACAAGGACUUUGUACGCCUCCUCCCACUCGACACCGAUCGAAUAAGCGACAUUCGCGAACAAUACCGUGUAAAAUUCGAUGUGGCCGUUAACGAAUUGAUACAUUUCGUCAUGAAGAGACAUUUAGAACGUGUAAAUGAGAUUGAUGGGUUCAAGUAUGCUAUUGAGGAUGCGAGGGCUCCUGGUGAUGAGGAGGCUACCAAGGAAUUGGAUCGGUUUAUGAGGGGCAAAAAACAAGUAUUGAAGAUGGUUGCUAGUCUUCGUGAGCAAUCUGAAAUCGAUGAUGCGUUGAGAACACUACGAGAUGAAGGGACGAGAUUAUCAGACUUGAUGAUGAGAGCUGAGAUGCAGCUUGUAGAACAAUUAGAGGACGUAAUCAAGGAAUUCGAACGAGCAUACACCGAACUCGCAAGCGGCAUCUCUGAAUUCGCUACUACGUGUUUUGCAAGAUUACGAGAAUACGAGACGGAAUUCCAUGAAAGAUUUACUGAGGCGGUUUCUGCUGCUUAUGAUCGAUACACUAAGGGAGAAGUUGUCGAUGAUGUUGAUGAUGAUUUCCGUGAUCUCAUAUCAGACAAGGACUCGUUAACCAACAGUGUGAACGCCUCACAUGAUUUUAGACUGGCCAGGAUAGAUCAACAGGAGGACACAUUGGUAUCUGGCUCGGCAAAAGACACUGAGCAAGUGAUUUCGGGUGUUCAUGACGAAGAGAUCAGGAGGAAUCGCAAACGUGUGAUUGAAAUUAUUUCCUUCUUGGGUCGAUUGCAGCAAGAGAUUGAGGCUGUUGAAGAUAGUGCUUAUUAA
Messenger RNA from Synchytrium microbalum, 1557 nucleotides. RefSeq lists its product as uncharacterized. The record is from RefSeq and is a predicted model, not a curated record. Gene Ontology annotation, molecular function: protein binding. The coding region runs from base 1 to 1557 and encodes 518 amino acids. NCBI's taxonomy places the organism in Eukaryota, Fungi, Chytridiomycota, Chytridiomycetes, Synchytriales, Synchytriaceae. The transcript is spliced from 10 exons.